AUGUUAACAGCUAGUCGACCAACAGCUGCUAAAGGUUUAUUAGGUGUUGCAAGUGCAGCUUUAGCAGCAGCUAGAGCUGGUACAUUUUUAAACAAUCCUUUUCAUACUAUCAGUAUAACAAAUACUUCUAAUGGAGUAAAUGAAACAAUAAUUAGAAAUAAGUUAAAUAAUUUACGUAGUUCAAGAUCUGUUGAAAGAAAUCAACAAUUACAUCAUUCACGAUGUAGUUAUUGUUGUAAUGAAUAUUGUCAACGUGGUCAACAUAAAUAUCAUCAUAGACAAAUAUUAUCUCCAUUAUAUCAAUUCAAUUGGUUAAGUGAAUUAUUAUUAUUAUAUGGAUAUAAAGUAAGACGAUUCUCUGAUCCAGCAUUGAAUAUUACUGAUGAAGGUAUAGAUGCAGCAUAUUUAAAAUUAUUGAUAUACAUUAGUCAAAAAUCACCUAUGAAUAUAGAUAAUGAUAUGAAUGAUUAUUAUAAUGAUAAUUCACAAUUGAUAACAGAUAAUCAUCCCUUUCAAGGUCAUCGUAAAACAUCACUAUCUGAAACAGUAGAACCUAAAACUUUAACAAAAAAUGAUAAUUAUCAUCAAUCAAUUCAAUUAACUAAUUGUAAUUCUCCAAUCUAUAAUAGUUUAUUAGAUUUAAAUAUGCCUCAUAUUUCAUCAUCUAAUGAAAUGGGUAAAUGUAAUUCAACAUUAUUACUCAAUACAAAUUAUUUAUACAAUGAUGUAAUAGAUGAAAAGUUUAAUUCUAAUUUAUAUGAUAAUUAUCCUUUGGAUAUUCAUUCAAAUAAUACUGAGAAUAUACAAUCAAUACAUCAUGAACAACAAUUAUAUCCUUAUGAAAAAACAUUACAAUAUAAAUCCUCUAUAUUACAUAAAUAUGAUAUAAAAGGAAUAAACAAUAAUAUUUCAAAUAUUUCUAAAACUGCUAGUGGGAUAACACCAGUAAUAACAACAACAACAGAGACAGUAAUAACUAUUCCUAGUGGAAGUACAACUAUGACAAGUAUUAAUAAAUUAAAACGUUCUGGAUUAGAUGCUAUUGGAUUAGAUUUUAUGCGAGCUAAUGGAGCUAGACCAGGUUUGUUAAAACAAAAAAAAAUCACUUUCAUUUUUUCAACUUGUUAUUCAUUGUAG
Molecule: messenger RNA, 1137 nt
Organism: Heterobilharzia americana
Lineage: Eukaryota; Metazoa; Platyhelminthes; Trematoda; Strigeidida; Schistosomatidae
Source: the annotation of a GenBank genome assembly